AUGGAAGAGGAGGACGACCUCGUACAGUUGGCGGAGGAUGACCUGUGGAUGAAUGCUAUCAAAUUUGAUCCAUUCGACCUUGUCGGACUCGCCCCAACAGCGGACUUGACGUGGGAACUCUACGAGAAACGCCUAAAGGAACUGUCGCGGACACUCCACCCAGACAAGAUAAGCCUGUUCUACUGCCAGGAUGAAAGAGUUAUUCUCGGCAGACCACCAUGGCCGCGGCAACACCACGUCAAUCUUCUCCGAGGUUACAUGUCCAAUCUUUCCGAAGCAGCACGAGGAGUUAGCUUCACGAGAAUGAAGUACUUCUGGCGUCAAUACAGUGUAUCAACCUGGAAUGCGGCCGCAUUGAUUGCUCAUGGACCUGUCGCGAUUGUCCUUCAACCCGAUCCCCAAUAUUACCCUCAAGCUCUUCGGCCCAGAAAUCAUGUCCCUGGCUGGCGCAGCCCUACGCAGAAAGAGAUCAACGAUGGUAUGAUCUCAAGGCAUACUCUCCGUACAAUAAUCCGCGACACACCCGUGAAUAUUCUGAAGGACAUGCCUCAUCAAUGA
Messenger RNA from Exophiala spinifera, 558 nucleotides. RefSeq lists its product as uncharacterized. The record is from RefSeq and is a predicted model, not a curated record. The transcript is spliced from 3 exons. Lineage: Eukaryota; Fungi; Ascomycota; Eurotiomycetes; Chaetothyriales; Herpotrichiellaceae. Bases 1 to 558 code for a protein of 185 amino acids.